Chelonoidis abingdonii (Abingdon island giant tortoise) is the source of this 1455-nucleotide messenger RNA. Its product is annotated as DLA class II histocompatibility antigen, DR-1 beta chain-like. Gene Ontology annotation, cellular component: external side of plasma membrane. Gene Ontology annotation, biological process: immune response. The record is from RefSeq and is a predicted model, not a curated record. NCBI's taxonomy places the organism in Eukaryota, Metazoa, Chordata, Testudines, Testudinidae.
GCUGGACGGAUGGAUCCGUGUCGGUUUGUGGGCCUGGGUUUCCUCGCAGGUGUUUCCUGUCACAGCGGCAGAGAGGUUGGUGCAGGCAGGGAGCGGCCCUGGUCUCUCCAGCCCUGGGGGUCCCAGCCCCACCCCUCACCCCGCAGAGCUGCCAUCCUAUCCUCUGUUCCCUGAUGGCUCCUGGGGGGGGCCAUCCCGCUCUCCUCUCCGCCUGGCUCUUGUUUCUCUGCUCAGUUGUCUCAGCUGGGGUUCACCGUUUCACCCACUCCCAGAUCAUUUCACCGCGGGCGGCCCCCGGGCUGCCCAAGCGCCAGAGCCUGUUGCAGGUAAACGGCCUGGUGCUCUCGGCCUAUGACAGCAGCAGCCGGAGGAUGAUGCCACGCAACGGCUACAUGCAGGGCGACCGGGAGACCCACCAGUUCUGGAGCGUCAGCAGCGUCCGGUGCAUGUUCUGGGACCCCUGGGUGGAGACCGAGUAUCAGGCCCUGGUGCGGGUGGUGAACGACAGCUCCCCAAAGGCCGAGCCCUACUACAUGCAGGUGGUGCAGAGCUGUGAGCUGGACGAAGCCAGCGGCACCGUCCGAGCCGUUACCAGGUACACCCUGAACGGAGAGGACGUGCUGCAGUACCAUGGGGACCAGAACCGCUGGUUCUCAGUGCACCCGGCGGCCUGGCAUGUGGCCGAGCGCUGGAACCGCGAGAGGGAGACGCUGACCGGGAUCAACGCCCACACGCCGCAGCAGUGCGGGACCUUCAUCCGGAUCACGGCACCAUUCACCUUGCAGAUGACAGCCCAGCCCACGGUGCACAUGUCCCUCGUGCAAGGAACCCCAGACCGGCCUCGCCGCCUCAUGUGCCACGUGACAGGGUUCUACCCCCGUGACAUCGAGGUGACCUGGGAGCGGGGGGGCCGGACGGCCCUAGGGGAACAGAUGACCAGCAGGAUCUGGCCCAACGGAGACCCCACCUUCCAGAUCCGAGUGUCCAUCGAGCUGGGGCUAGGGGAGCACGUGUGCGUGGUGAGACAUGUCAGCCUGGGGGGCACCCCCCUGAGGAUCACCUGGGAUCCCCAGGCCACAGGCCAGGCCGGGACCCUGGGCGUCCUCGCUGGCUGCAUGCUGGCUGCUCUGGGAGCCACCGCCCUGAGCUGGUAUCUGAGGGGGAGGUCAGGCUGCUCGGAGGGGCCGUACCGCCCGGCGUGGGCACAGCCAAGAACCCUCGACUCCACCCUGGCUAAGCCAGGAGACACCUUGGCCACAUCUCUGUCCUACCCAGGUGUCACCACAUGACCGUCGCUGUCCUGGGCUAGCACCACAUGGGCCAGCCUGCCCUGGGGGCGUCGUGGAUUUGGCCAAAACUCCCUGAGGUUACGGGGAGUGGGGAGCGGGUGUACUCCUGCCGUGCCUCCGUCCUGUGCUCUCCCCACCACCUCCAGUCACCCCGUGCCCCAUAGUG